Messenger RNA from Balaenoptera musculus (blue whale), 7269 nucleotides. It is a transcript of the gene DSG3, whose product is annotated as desmoglein 3. NCBI's taxonomy places the organism in Eukaryota, Metazoa, Chordata, Mammalia, Artiodactyla, Balaenopteridae. Gene Ontology annotation, cellular component: desmosome; plasma membrane. The record is from RefSeq and is a predicted model, not a curated record. Gene Ontology annotation, molecular function: calcium ion binding. The transcript is spliced from 28 exons. Gene Ontology annotation, biological process: homophilic cell-cell adhesion.
GUGACUCUGACUUAAUGAAGGAAAACCUGCCAAAUAUACUUCUCAGGCUGAAGCAAGUAACACCUGACAUGGUGAAUUACCUUCCAAAGAAGUAGAUGGGAAUCGCAUUGUAUUUUCAGAUUGUGUUUUUAGUGGUGCUGGAAGUAAAUAGUGAAUUCAUUGUUGAGGUGAAAGAAGUAGACAUGGAAAAUGGCACCGCAAAAUGGCAAGUGGUCAGAAGACAAAAGCAGGAGUGGAUUGCUGCAACCUGUCGAGAAGGAGAAGAUAACUCCAAGAGGAAUCCGAUUGCCAGAAUUCGAUCAGACUGUGAAGUGAAUCAGAAGAUUACAUACCGCAUCUCUGGGGCAGGAAUUGAUCGACCACCCUAUGGAGUAUUCACCAUUAACCCUUGGACUGGGGAAAUUAACAUCACCUCAGUGGUGGACAGAGAGAUAACACCACUUUUCUUGAUCUAUUGCCGAGCUCUGAAUUCAUGGGGUGAAGAUUUAGAAAGGCCUCUUGAGCUUAGAGUCAAAGUUAUGGACAUAAAUGAUAACCCCCCCGUCUUUACACAAAAUGUGUACACAGCCAGCAUCGAAGAAAACAGCGAUGCAAACACUCUGGUAGUAAAGUUAAGCACCACAGAUGCAGACGAAGGCAAUCAUCUGAAUUCUAAAAUUGCCUAUAAGAUCCUCUCUCAGGAGCUGGCAGGUGCACCGAUGUUCAUCCUGAACAGGUACACUGGAGAAGUCUGUACUAUGUCCAAUUUCCUCGACAGAGAGCAACACAGUAUGUAUAACCUCCUUGUGAGGGGCUCAGAUCGUGAUGGAGCUACCGAUGGACUCUCUUUGGAGUAUGACUGUAGAAUCAAGAUUUUAGACAUCAAUGAUAAUUUCCCCACUUUGGAGAAAACUUCUUACUCAGCAAGUAUUGAAGAGGAUUGUUUAAGUUCAGAACUGAUACGAUUUCAAGCAAUUGAUCUUAAUGAAGAAGGAACUGACAACUGGUUGACAAAAUAUUUAAUUCUCUCUGGAAAUGAUGGGAAUUGGUUUGAUAUUCAAACAGACCCACAAACCAAUGAAGGCAUUUUGAAGGUCGUCAAGAGGCUGGAUUAUGAACAAGUGCCUAAUAUUCAUCUUAGUAUCAGAGUUAAAAACCAAGCUGAGUUUCACCACUCAGUUGCCUCUCAAUUCCGAAUGCACUCAACCCCUGUGAGAAUUCAGGUUGUUAAUGUGAGAGAAGGACCCGCAUUUCAUCCAAAUUUUAUGACUUUCAGUGUGCGAGAAGGAAUAAAAGGAAAUUCCUUAUUGAAUUAUGUGCUUGGCACAUAUACAGCUAUAGAUUUGGAUACAGGAAAUCCUGCAAAAAAUUUAUUUAAAAACAGGUGUAUCAUGGGACAUGAUCCAGGCAACUGGUUAAAAGUAGAUUCAAGGACUGGUGAGAUACAAUUUUCUAGGGAAUUUGAUAAGAAGUAAAAAUAUAUUACCAAUGGGAUAUACACAGCAGAGAUCCUGGCUAUAGAUCAUAAGAAAACGGAAAACAGCCACGGAACCAUAUGUAUCGAAGUUCCUGAUAUCAAUGAUUACUGCCCAGUCAUCGUUGCUGAGAGGGAAACCAUCUGCCUUGCCUCUUCCUCCAUCCUUAUCUCUGCAACAGUCAUUAACGAUCACUCUUAUGGGUCUCCCUUUACCUUCUGUGUUGUUGAUGAACCCCCAGGGACAGCGGACAGUUGGGAUAUCAGAUCAAUAAGUGCUACCUCUGCAAUCCUGACAGCUGAGCAGCCUUUAUAUCCCUUAUAUUACGAGAUCCCAAUCCUACUAAAGGACAGUUUUAACAGAGCAUGCGAAUUGCCGCAGAUCGUGGAGUUAAUGGCUUGCGACUGUGACAUCGACAACAUGUGCUUGUACCCGAGUACCACCGGCAUCAGCACUGGGGACGGCAGCUCCGUUACCAGUGUGUCUGUCACUGAUGACCAAACUGGGGGUUCAAAUGUUGGUCUCGGACCAACAGGGAUUGGCAUGAUUGCACUGGGCCUCUUACUACUGCUUCGUAACAAAAGUGAUGCAAGCGUUUCGGGUUUAGGGUGGGGAGGAGCUGCAGAACAGGCCAUCUGCAGACUCCUGAAGACUCCUGCUGUCCUGAAGACAGCAGAGACGCUGAGAGGGCUUUCCUUAGACAUCGCAUGCAGGCGGUUGGAAGGACUAAAGCAGCAGCUCCCUUGGAUUCGUUCACCAAGGAAAUCAGAGACAAUGGCUUGGUUCCUUUUCAGAACCACAGGGGCUCUGACCAUUUUAAUGGUGGUCCUUUUGGUUCAUGGAGAAUGGAGAAUAGAGACAAAAGGGCAACAUGGAGAAUAUGAGACAGCGGUACAACAAGGCAAAAGGAGAUACAAACGUGAAUGGGUGAAAUUUGCAAGACCCUGCAGAGAAGAAGAAGACAACUCGAAAAGAAAUCCAAUUGCCACAAUUACUUCAGAUUUCCAAGUAAGCCAGGAGAUCACCUACCACAUUACUGGAAUAGGAAUUGAUCAGCCCCCUCUUGGAAUCUUCAUUGUUGACAGAAACACUGGAGAAAUUAACAUAACAGCCAUAGUUGAUCGUGAGGAAACCCCAAGCUUCCAAAUUACCUGUCAUGCUCUCAGUGCCCUGGGACAAGAUGUAGAGAAACCGCUUAUACUAACAGUCAAAAUUUUAGAUAUAAAUGACAAUGCUCCAGUGUUCUCAACAACUAUGUUCAUGGGUGAAAUUGAAGAAAGGAGUGCUUCGAACUCACUGGUGAUGAUCCUGAAUGCCACAGAUGCAGAUGAACCGAACAACUUGAACUCUAAAAUUGCCUUCAAAAUUAUCUCUCAGGAACCUGCAGGCACACCCAUGUUCCUCCUAAGCAGACACACCGGGGAAGUCCACACUUUGACCAAUUCACUUGAUCGAGAGCAAGUUAGCAGGUAUAAUCUGGUUGUGCAUGGUGCAGACAGAGAUGGAGAAGGACUAGCAACACAAUGUAAAUGUAACAUUACAGUGAAAGAUGUCAACGAUAAUAUCCCAACGUUCAGAAAACUGCAGUAUUCAGCAAGUAUCGAGGAAAACACUUUAAGUUCUGACUUGCUUCGAUUUCAAGUAAUAGAUUUGGACGAAGAGUUCACAGAUAAUUGGUUUGCAGUGUAUUCCUUUACCUUUGGAAAUGAUGGGAACUGGUUUGAAAUACAAACUGAUCCCAUAACUAACGAAGGCAUCUUGAAGGUGGUUAAGUCUCUAGAUUAUGAACAACUACAAACUUUGAAACUUAAUGUCACCGUCAAAAACAAAGCUGAAUUUCACAAAUCAAUAAUCUCUCAACAUGGAGCCCAGUCAGUCCAACUCAUAAUCCAAGUAAUAAAUAUGAGGGAAGGAAUUAUAUUCCGUCCUCCUAGCAUGAUAUUUGUUGUCCCAAAAGGCAUAAGCGGUAUAUACCUGAUCAGUUAUAUCGUGGGAUCAUAUGAAGCCAUUGAUGAAGACACUGGCCAAGCUGCCUUAAAUGUCAGAUACAUCUUGGGACGUAAUGAUGGUGGUUUGCUAAUUAUUGGUUCAAACACUGCUCAAAUCGAAUUUGCCAAAACCAUUCGUUGGGAUGCUACUUUCAUGGUUAACAAGACAAUCACAGCUGAGGUCCUGGCCAUUGAUGAAAUAACAGGUAAAACUUCUACAGGCACCAUAUAUGUCCAACUACCUUAUUUUAACGAAAAUUGUCCAAUAAUUGUCCCGGAAAAGGAAAUAAUCUGUAGUUCAUCACCUUCCGUGGUUGUCAAAGCUACAUUACGGGGCAAGGGUGAAUAUACUGGCCCCUACACGCUUUCGCAGAAGGAGAAUACUACAGAACUGCCAGUGUGGGAGAUCACAACACUUGAUGCCAACUCUGCAAUGCUACGAGGCACACAGCAGGUAUCUCCCGGUGUGUACAGAAUCUCCCUGGUCAUCGUGGACAGCAAGGGCAUGUGGUGCGAGACCCCGGAGAGCUUGGCUCUGGAAGUCUGUCAGUGUGACAACAGUGGCACCUGUAGAAAUUUGACCCCGACCAAAACCCCUUAUCUGCCUACUGAAGAGAGGCCUGUUAGGCUGGGGCCUGCCGCCAUCGGCCUGCUACUCCUCGGUCUUUUGCUGCUGUUGUUGGCCCUCCUUCUGCUGCUGACCUGUUACUGUGGGACCGGUCCUUUCAGGGGAGUGACCGGUGGAUUCAACCCAGUGCCUGAUGGUUCAGAAGGAACAAUUCGUCCGUGGGGAAUUGAAGGAGCCCAACCUGAAGACAAGGAAAUCACAAAUAUCUAUGUGCCACCUAUAACUGCCAAUGGAGUUGAUUUCACAGAAAAUUCUGAAGUUCGUACAAAUACAUACGCUGGAGGGACGGUGGUGGAAGAAGCUUCGAGAAUGGAAGUGGCCACCAACCCUGGAGCAGCUUCAGCAUCUGGAGCUGCUGCAGAAUUCGGAGCAGCCGCUGGACUUAGCAACGAUUCCACAGGACGGUCCGGAACGAUGAGAACAAGGCAUUCCAUGGAAGACACCAACAGGGACUAUGGUGAAGGGGCAAUAAACAUGAACUUCCUAGACUCCUACUUUUCUCAGAAAGCAUUUGCCUGUGCCGAGGAAGACGAUGGCCAGGAAGCAAACGAUUGCUUGCUGAUCUAUGAUAACGAAGGAAUGGGUGCCCCUGGUUCUCCCAUCGGCUCCCUGGGUUGUUGCAGUUUUAUUGCUGAUGAGUUUGAUGACAGCUGCUUGGACUCACUCAGUCCCAAAUUUAAAAAACUUGCAGAGAUAAGCCUUGGGAUGGAUGAAGAAGCCAAAAACUCUCAGCCACCCACCAAAGAGAGCGGUUCUGGGAUUGAAUCCCGUGGCCAAUCCGUACAAGUCCAGCAGUCAGAAUCUGUUAGGUACCAGACUUUGUCAGGCAGCCAGGGAGCGUCUGUUUUGUCUGCUUCUGGCUCUGUCCUCCAGCCAGCCAUUUCCAUCCGUGACCCUUUGCAGCAUGGUGGCUAUUUGGUAACGGAGACUUGCUCAGCUUCUGGUUCCCAAGUGCAGUCUUCCACUGCAGUCUUUGAUCCACUUCUCACACAAAAUGUAAUAGUGAGGGAAAGAGUGAUUUGUCCCAGUUCCAGUGUUCCUGGAAACCUACAUGGUCUGGCAGAGCUAUAAGGGUCAGGUAGUAAAAUCUGUACAGAAGAUCCUUGUUCCCUUCUGAUGUGACCAGAAUGAACUGGAAUUAUAUACUGGCCAAAUAUGGAUAUGUGAACCAAAUUAUUCAAAAUAGCAUAGCAAAUCUCACAGUAUUGGUCUGAUUUGGCACUUAUUUGCUACUCUCAUAAACUGAUCAUGAUUACAGUCUAAAUCGUCUAGUUUAUAUCCCCAAACUGGAUGUGUUGUCACUCUUACUUCUCAAAUACUAUUCAAGGCCUAGUAAAUCUUAAUGCUUUACAAAAAAUCUUGAGAUCAUAUUCAGUGGGAAAUUUUCCUAAUAAUUUUUAAACUGCAAAUGCCAUGUGUUUUAGUGGAUUAAGUGCUUGGAGUCAAGAGCCCCAGUUGUUGAAUCUUUCACCUUUUCUUAUAUCAUUAAUAAUGAUAUGUCAUAAGGUCUUUGCUAAAGCAUUUUGAGCUGCUUGGAAAAAAAGGAAGUAGUUGCAAUUGAAUUUUUGCUAUCUUCUUGGUGCUGGGAGACCCUGGGUACAUCUUUUGCUCAAGCUAAUGGUAUUGGUUUAUGCAUUAAACUCGCUGCAUCUAUAUUCCUUAUAUUCUCACAAUAAGACAAUUUUGAAAUAGAAGUAUCACAGAAAACUUAGGAAAGUUUAGUAUGGUAUAAAUAUUUUGUGUUUUUUUAAAUCACCUUGAAAGGAUCUACCUAAAGAAAAUAUUUUACAUUAAGCUCCUCCCUACACACUUCUCAGUAACAGUAAUCCUGUGUUAAUAGUCUUUGAAAAUUACUCUUUAUUUUUUAAAUGUCAGUAGGUAGCUGUAACUUACAUAUCACUUACAGUGUUGUUUAUCAUGUUAACCGUGUCUACAGACUUCACGGGAAUACAAAACAUGGCUUUUCUCAUAAGCAAAAGAGGCCUCUGACUAGAAUAACACAGAGUGAAAUUUGUGAAUGUGUAUUAUACACAGUGUUUCUGGUCAAAAAAGGAUACAGAAAGGAAUUAUCAGUAACUCUGUUUUAUUAAGCCUCACUCCUUUUAAAUUAAGCUGCUACCGCAAUUUAAUUCUUGAGCAUAACAAUGUUAGGUAAGCGACGGCUUAGAAUAUGUCAUUUCAGGGGUAUUAUCCUGAUGGCAACGCAGUUCUUCAAAUCAUUUCUGAUCAUUCAAGGUCUUCAGCCUUUAGCCCAUAGAGAGCACCCUACCUCUUAUCAACAUUUUUGUCCUUAACUGAGUCUUUACAAGGUCAUUGUCUGGCUCUAUGCUCUGUUAUCUCUAAUUGUAUAUAAAAUACUCCUUUCUGGUUUUUGCCAUAUUCAAAACCUCUAUUUGUUUUUUAGACGGAAUGCAAAGUAAUGAAGCGUUUGUUUUUUAACCCAGAAGGGUACAGUCCUGAGGGUUCCUGGGGGUGGGGGGGAAGAAACCCCCUAAAUAUCCUUACAUCUAGCAUUCUUCCCUCUCCCUGGUGCCAUGACCACCAAGAAGGCAUGUGCUAAGACAGCCCGAGAAGCACAGACAAUCUGUUCUUCCAAGACUAGGCAGCUGUGGCAACAAGGCUUGCAGGGUGCCCAUCUUGAAGUGAGGGGAGCUAGACCCUUUGGAGCAGCCUGCCAGGUCCUGAGGAAGUCACCUUGCUAUUACCACUAGGGCCUCUUCUCAACAGAGGGGUCUUGCUCUGGGAUCUAGAACACACAGAGUUGACUUGUGACUCUUGUUUAUGCAUGAGAAUUAAAUUAUAAUCAGAAUAACCCUUGUUCCAAGUUCAAAUGUGUUUUCAGGAUCCUCAAAGUAUUUUAACAUUGCCUCUUAAAAUCCAACUUAUGAAAUGGGAAUUUUGCUUCGUUGUCAAACUGCAGAGGAAACUAUGCCAUAGUAGUAAAGACUAAUAAGGGAAAAAUUGAAAUUAAAGGAGUUUUAAAAUAAAAAUAGAUCAAUCUUGUCUAGAAGGACCUAAAAUUGAUUUGCCAUGUAAACGAAAUUCAAAGCAAAAAUGUAUCUGUAUUUUUUCACUAAAAAUAAAAAUUGUUUUCAACAGAAAAACUUUUUAAAAACUGUCUUUUGACUUAAUGUAUUAUAAUUUUUAAACAGUAUAUACUAAAACUUUAAGUCAAACAUUGUUAUAAUAAAACUGUUUU